Molecule: messenger RNA, 1446 nt
Organism: Paralichthys olivaceus (Japanese flounder)
Lineage: Eukaryota; Metazoa; Chordata; Actinopteri; Pleuronectiformes; Paralichthyidae
Gene: kbtbd13b
Product: kelch repeat and BTB domain containing 13b
Molecular function (GO): protein binding
Source: RefSeq, a predicted model, not a curated record
AUGUCAGCACACAGCAGUGAAUCAGCUGUCUGCAGCAGCAGUGACCUUGCAGACAGUGGAGGUUAUCUGCCGUGUUCUGCCCCAGGGCUCGUAUCAGCUAAAUUAACCGUGGUGGUCGGAGACACUCACUUCUGCGAAGAGAAGAUGUUACUCGUUCAGAGUUGCGACUACUUUCGAGCUCUGUAUCGCUCUGGGAUGAAGGAGUGCCGGCAACAAGAAAUCCACCUCAAGACCCUGCGUGCUCGAGGCUUCCUUAUCGCCUUGACAGUUCUACGAGGUGAAAUGCCAGUCCUGGACGCCGAUGACAUUGUUGAGGCUAUUGAAUGUGCUGCAUUCCUGCAGGUGGCGCUGCUUACUAAACACCUCAUCAACCUCAUCGACUCUGACAAUUGCUUGUUGAUGUAUCACACAGCUGCAACCUUCGGCCUCAUGGAUCUUUACCAUGCGGCUGCACUGUUCAUACGAGACAUGUACGUCGACCUGGAGGCGGAGGUCAGGAAAACCUUGCCAUCAGAGCUGAUCUCCUACGUGGACUCUUUGACCCCAAGUGUUUUUGUGGCUGUAGGGGCCCAUGUGACCUGUGGUGUGGAUGAAACUGUGCAUGCUUCUGCCAGGACGGUUUGCUACCUGGACGAAACUGGCAAUAACUGGAAAGUAUUAACAGAUCUUCCACUAGAGGCCAGCACCUCCAUGGCUGGAGUGACUGUUUUAGACAACAACCUCUACAUCGUCGGAGGAGUUCAUGGAGUCCAUAGACAAGUCGUGGACUCUUGUUUCUGCUACAGUGUUGAAAACAACAGCUGGAGCAGGAUCGCCAGUCCCACACAGCUUCGUUACAAUCUCAGCCUUUUGGGUGCAGAGGGUCGUCUUUACGCCAUCGGAGGAGAAUAUGAGCGAACAGUGAUGUCAUCUGUGGAAACAUAUGAUGUAGAGACUGGGAGGUGGACAUUUGCUGCUCACUUACCUCGGCCAGUGGUGGGAGUGGCAUGCACAAAAGCCAUGAGAAGAAUAUUUGUAUGCUUAUGGAGGCCGAUGGAGACCACUGAGAUCUACGAGUAUGUGUCAGCGAAAGACCAGUGGCUGCUUGUGACCACGCUGAUCAGGCACCAGAGCUACGGCCACUGCAUUGUCGGCCACAGGGACAACUUAUACGUCAUGAGAAACGGGCCCUCUGAUGACUUCCUGAGAUGUCUCAUGGACUGUUACAAUAUAAGCUCGGGCCAGUGGUCAGCCCUACCGGGACACUUUGCCAACAGCAAAGGUUCACUGUUCACUGCUGUGGUUAGAGGUGACUCUGUGUUCACUCUCAACAGGAGCAUGACUUUGGAGUACACCAUCAAUGGUAAAAACUGGAAGCCACGGCGGCAGAUGAAAGGUUUUCCCAGAAGUGGAUCCAUGUGGACAUUUCUGCUGCAUCUGCCAGACUCGCUCAUGCUCCACCAGUAA